AUGGCGAAUUUUCCCCGACAGGCGUAUCUUUUUUCAACAUCUACCUCGCCUACCGCAUUUCUCUAUCAGACCCGAACUCUUUGGCCUGUAUCUCGAUCUGUUCUCACGCGAGGCCGGUCCCAAUAUCAAUAUUCCACCGAUGAACAGGCUGUCAAGGAUGAUCAAAUAAGCACCAAUAACUCUUCAUUGGCUCAAGGUAGCCCUAGUAAUGCUGACCCCUUACAAGAGAAGGUCACUAAAAGCUCUCCGUCCCGUACAAGCUAUCUACGUCGACGCGGCAGGACAGCCCCUGCUUCAUACCCCACCAACGAUAAACCCUGGUCAAGAGACUCUGGUACCAAGAAGUCCAAGUCCAGAACCUUUACUCGGAAUGAGCGAGAUGCAUUUGAUGGCUUGUUGUCGCGGUGGAAUAAACAGCAAACGGACCAUGCCCAAACAGAAGAGAGUGAAACAAUAACUCACUUUGAGUCCAUUCUUGGAACUACUACACAUGGUGCAUCACAAAAACAUGGAUCGGAGAGCAAGCGGAAAGAAACUCCAAUUAAAGAUCGGGAUAAGCCUCGUGAUGAAGAGGAGGGAAUUCAUCUCAGCGAGUUAGGAUUUACAACUCCUGGCUCGCGAACAACGGUAGAUCCUAUUGUCCCCAUGAAAGCGGCAAUCCAUAUGGUCGUACAACGAGAGUUGAGGAAAAUUGAGGCUGAGCUUUUCCAAGCCAUGGAGGACCAAAAAAGCGAUUCCGCUGUUUGGAAAGUGUGCAAGGAGCGAAUUUUCACCAUCCCUGAUCAUGUAGGAGGAGCAACAUCUUCCUCCUCUUCCGAUCUUGAUGGUGUUCCUAAUGAGCACCAAGUCGACCAGUCCAACAGCGGAGAAGUAUUUUCUGGCCCGUUGAAUAUCCCGGCCGCAGUCCCAGCCGGGCUUGUAGUAGCGAAACUAUACCCACGACUUCUGGUAGUUGCAUUCCGAGUCCUCAGCACCCACUUCCCUGAGUCUCCCCUUAUUGGUCAAUUCCGAACAGCGGUUCGAGCAAAUGGCCGCACCUCUGCUUUCCUAGGGACGUCUUCACAGCUUUAUGAAGAAUUGAUGACUUUCUCUUGGUAUACCUGCAACGAUCUUCCGGCAGUGGUUUCCUCUCUGCAAGACAUGGAAAUUGCGGGACUGGACACUAAUCGACGAGUCCGCAAGCUUUUGCGAGACAUCGUCGAUCAACGAGAGCAUGAUCUUGACUCGCCGGACCAAGUCCGUGACCGGUCCUUUUGGGAUGCACCACCGAAUCAACAGGCAUUCGAGGAGCUUGCAGGCCCUGGCGGCUGGCUUGAAACAAUCAGCUCUCGGAUGAAACAGCAAAAGCACUCGACAAUGCCGGUUCUCAAGCUAUAA
Molecule: messenger RNA, 1377 nt
Organism: Penicillium malachiteum
Lineage: Eukaryota; Fungi; Ascomycota; Eurotiomycetes; Eurotiales; Aspergillaceae
Exons: 1
Coding region: 1-1377 (458 amino acids)
Cellular component (GO): mitochondrion
Source: RefSeq, a predicted model, not a curated record